Betta splendens (Siamese fighting fish) is the source of this 1193-nucleotide messenger RNA. Its product is annotated as mas-related G-protein coupled receptor member A6-like. The coding region runs from base 168 to 1001 and encodes 277 amino acids. NCBI's taxonomy places the organism in Eukaryota, Metazoa, Chordata, Actinopteri, Anabantiformes, Osphronemidae. The record is from RefSeq and is a predicted model, not a curated record. Gene Ontology annotation, cellular component: membrane. Gene Ontology annotation, molecular function: G protein-coupled receptor activity. The transcript has 4 exons. Gene Ontology annotation, biological process: G protein-coupled receptor signaling pathway.
AUGGAUUAAAAGGAGGCAGAGGAGCUUUGCAGGAAGAAACGAGGUCCUUCCUGUUCACCUGCCACGUCAUCGUGUGACAGGGAUAAAAGCAAGAAGACAUAAAACGGAAGUGCUUUCAGGUUGAGAUCGUUCCUCGCGGCUUUAGAGACGUUAGGUUGUAUCUGAUAAUGGAUUAUCACAGCAACUCCAUGGAGUACAAUGAUGAUCAUUUCCAAAGAUCCUAUGAGUUUGACCAUAGAAAGGCUGAAUUGGUCACAAAAUGGUUGAUGUGGGCAAUCGGUAUCAUCAGCCUCCCGUUGAACGGAGCGGUCAUCUUCGCUACGUUUUCUCAGGUGCAGAGGGACGUGACUCGGAUCUAUGUCAUGAACCUUCUGGUCUCUGACCUCCUGCAGCUCUGCUUUAUGAUGGCUUUAUUACCAAACGAUGAGACUUUCAUCUUGUUCUAUGCCUACCAUUUCAGUCUGAUGGCCAGCGUUGGCUUCAGGACGUGCCUCGCUUUGGAAAGGUGUUCAGUGAUCUUGUGCCCACGAGUCUCCUGCUUCAGACAGUCUAUUGUCUGUGGAGUAGUUUGCCUCUUUCUGUGGUUGGUUCCUCUUUGCGUUUUCAUCUUUGCUAUGUUUGUACCAGUAUCAAUUGUCCAUGUCAUCUACCUCCUCCUUCCAUGUCCCUUCCUCAUCUCCACUCUUGUUAUAUCCCUUAUAUCUCUGUGUGUAAACAGCAGCGUUAAUCUCAGUCUAAAGCACAGAGUCGUGGGCAGUGUGGUUCUGCUGGUGCUUGUUCACAUGUUGCUUAUUAUUCCCUCUCUGAUUGUAUGGCUGUCGGGAGGUACAGGAAGCUAUAUACUGGAUCAUGUGCCAUAUGUUAUUCUCAAGCUGGUUCCACUUGCAGACACGUUUCUGUAUUUCUUCCUGACCAAAAGAGACACAGACAAUAACUUAGGUAACAGUGUGAACAGGCCAGUGAUGAACGACGAGAGCAGCCACAUCAACAGCUCUGUGUAGUCAAAGAAGAAACCAGAGUUUCAGUAAGAGCAGGUGAAGUAAUACAUGUUAUACUGCAGUGAACGUUACUAUAAUAAACAUUCUCCAGUUAAUAAUCAUUGGGUACAUUUUUGUUGGCAUGUUUUUAUAUAACACAUUGUAUGUAUGUGAUCAUUUAUUUCCUGGAAAUUCAAUAAAAAAUCUUCAUUUGUA